CUCUUUUAGUGCGCACUGCAGGAUCAAGGAUCGACAAUCCUAUAGCCUCUGAACAUGGCGACGUCACCCCCCUUGGAAAGCGUCCAUUUGUUAGAGAAGGACACGAGUGGCGAGUUGCUGUGGGUGUGGUCCUUCCCGUCCAUCAUCCCGGGGCUCCGCGGACUCAUCACCUCCAGGUGUACGAUCCCUCCUGGGGAAGGGAAGGAGGGGGAGGGAGAGGGCGAGGGAGGACUACCUUUCUCAUUCGGUCACGCUGGUGUAACCUGGUACUACCUUGCCAACUUCUCCACUGGAGAUGCAAAAACUCUGCCAAGAGUCACUACCUUUUGUGUCAUCGUUCUUGCAAAGGAUUUCAAUCCCGAGAAGUACCAGCAGCUGUGUGGGAUAUUUGCGGCUGCCUAUCUCUCCGGUGGUAGUCCAGUCUCCAUCGUCCCUCAUUUCCUCAGUGUCUUCACGAGGGGAGAGAUCACCCAGCCUCCCGUCUCCUGCCGGCCGUUCUCUGUGAGAGAUCACGAUAUCCGAAAGGCAUACGUUGCCUGCUCUUUCAAAGGUCUGGUACAGCAGUUUGGGCUGGAGAGUAUUCUUAUUUACACUGCUGCUGUGCUCAAGAAGAGGAUCGUGGUCUACGCCUCGUCUCUUGACUCCCUUCUCAGAACAUGCAGGACUAUUCCACUGUUUGUGUGGCACCGACAGAACUGGAACGUGGUGUUUCCACAGCUGAGUCUGGAGCACAAGGGAGAAAUGGAGGACCUCGCAAAACACAGCACGUACAUCGCAGGAUUCCUGGACCCCCUCUGUCCAGGGUCGGACCGACCUCUACGACCUUCUCAUCAACGUUCCUGA
Messenger RNA from Geodia barretti, 843 nucleotides. Lineage: Eukaryota; Metazoa; Porifera; Demospongiae; Tetractinellida; Geodiidae. The record is from the annotation of a GenBank genome assembly.